Messenger RNA from Cryptomeria japonica (Japanese cedar), 3871 nucleotides. RefSeq lists its product as uncharacterized. The transcript is spliced from 18 exons. Gene Ontology annotation, biological process: potassium ion transport. NCBI's taxonomy places the organism in Eukaryota, Viridiplantae, Streptophyta, Pinopsida, Cupressales, Cupressaceae. The coding region runs from base 331 to 3636 and encodes 1101 amino acids. The record is from RefSeq and is a predicted model, not a curated record. Gene Ontology annotation, cellular component: membrane.
AGGACUAUAAAAUCAGAUAAAAGUUGAUGAAAUACCGCCGUCCUCGUGAAGUACCGACUGAAAAGCUGGCGAACAGCGGGGAGGAACAGCUAUUGGCGGUAUAAACUCAAGUCAAACAGAAAUGGAGUGCGCCACCUGUGAUACGGGCAAAGCGGGCCUCACGAGUAUCCACUAUUUUGGGAGGGCAUGGUUGAACUGAUGUCGUGGACCCUCAGGGCCUGAAAACGGGGUCUCCAAGUCCAUCUCAUAAGGUGACCAUUUCAUAUUUAAAUCCUACCAAUACAAAACAGCGGUAAUCUCUGCAUAUGAUUGCCAAGCAUAUCAUUCGAAAUGGCACAUUCUAUACCAAUGCAAAGCUUGUCCAGGGAAUUCACUUCCUUCAAAAAUAGGCGUCAUUCCAGCAAACUUGGAAGCCUCAAGGAUCAGAAUCCAUUAGAAGUGUGUGUUCAAACCCUGGAUGAGCCAGCAGUUGACCAAGCUGAGGGAUAUAAUUCUUCUAGUGAAAAGAAGUUUACCCGUUCCCAAACACUGCUUAUAUCUCCCAGUGGUCAAUGCUGUCCAGUUGUUGAAAAUGAAGAGGAAUCAAUGCAACAGCUGGACUUUAACCUCCAGCAGAGGGUAAUAGAAUCUGAUAUUGGAAACUUGACUAUUAAAAGGUUUCUGAAGCUGAAGAGAAAAAGAAAGGAUAAGAUCAUACAUGCAAAUGAGGACGUCCUGUCCAAUUACCAUGAUUCUUAUCUCUAUGGAAAAGUAGUGCCAACAAUUAAAGUUCGUGCUGCUAUUCGAGGUGGAAAAUGGAGUCCUCUCCUUAUGUGGGUGGAAUCUUUCGCAGCUCUCAUACUUAUUGCCCUUUAUGUGAGGUCAACAUACACUUCAGAGUUUCAUCAUUCAAUUAAAGUCUUAAGGAUCACAUGUGCUUCUUUCUUUGUGGUGGACUACUUAGUGAAACUCUACAGUGCACCUGUUCGACUUUACUAUAUCGUAUCAUUUGCAGGCAUAAUUGACCUGAUCAGUGCUCUUCCCUUUCUCAUAAUAUGGAGUCGAUGGAAACAAGAUGACGCUAUUCCACAACUUAUAUUGGUUUUACGCUUCUUAAGAAUUUUCCCUCCGUUGGCAUCCAUUGUGUUUGCAAGGAAUACCAUUGGACAACAAAUAUUUCUUCUUACUGUAUAUACAUUUGGAGCUGUUUUUAUUAUGGCUGGUCUGCUACAUUGGGUUGAGCAAAAGGCCACCCCACUCCAUAUCAAGAGAGAGAACAAUUGUGGUUCUCAUGGAUGCUUAACAUUUUAUCAUGCCUUCUACUUCAUUAUUGUUACAAUUUCGACUGUGGGAUAUGGUGAUAUUACAAUGAAUUCUGACUGGGGCCGUGCUGUUACGUUACUUACCAUAUUGAUAGCCUUGUUCAUUUUACCUGUACAAAUUAAUAAAAUCAUGGAGCUUGCAUCGCGGAGGCCAUAUGGGGGAAAAUUCGCUGUGCAAAAGGUGGUUGGUUCAAGAUUUAUUAUAAUUAGUGGAAAUUUAUCAUAUCGAACUGUGCAGGACUUUCUUUCAGAAUUUUAUCAUCCUUCUCAUGAUAAAGAUAUGCCAGCAUUUCCUCUUAGAGUUGUAGUUAUGGCUCCAUAUAAACCCUCAUUCGAGAUGAAAACCCUCCUAGCACAUUAUAAAGGUCGUGUAGAGUUUAUUGAGGGCACACCUUUGAACGAAUUUGAUCUUGAUCGUGUUAGUGCUAAGAUGGCUUCAGCUGUAUUCUUAAUGGCCGAUCGGCAGGCUGUGAAUGCCGAUGCAGAGGAUGCAGCGCAAUUUGUUCGUACAUUGAGCGUACAUCGACAUUGCGGCACAGGGGUUCGAGUUAUUGUAGAGAUGUUGAAACCUGAGAAUCAGAACAGUGCCAUUUUAGAUGAUGUAGGAGAUGAAAUUGAGAUUGUUUGCCCAGAAGCGAUUCGUUUUCAGCUGCUUGCACGAAGCUGCCAUAUCAAAGGGCUGCCAACCUUUUUGACAAAUCUGUUCAAGUCUGGCUUGGUUGUCUCUAGUUCUACUAUAGGAUCUGAACAUUGGGUGCAGCAAUAUGCAGCUGGGCGUAAGCAGGAAGUGUUUCCAGUGAUAUUGCCUUCUUGCUUUCAUACGGAAGAGUUACUUUUUGAAGAGGCUGCAGAGAUAGUUUACAGGAAGCUUCAUGUUAUCCUAUUUGGUCUUGACAUUCUGAUCGAUGAUACAAGGGAAAUAGUUCUAUACCCAAAAGGGCACCAGAUUUUGUCUUCUGAUAUUGGCUUAGUUAUCGCUGAAGACCUUUGGGCUGCAGAAGAAGUUUCUAAAUUUGGACACCAAGCUUCUUUUCUUUCCUGUUCUGAGAAAAAAGACUCCAUACAAGACAGAGAACUCUUAGAAGAAAUUAAGACACGAAGAUUUCUUCAAAAUACAAAAUCCAUGGAUCCCAUAGCUGCUGAUUUUUCAAUGAGUUAUGAUGAUGGUAGCAAUAAAUCGAGUUCUGGAAGCUCUAGACCACUCAUGAGGUCGAGAUACAGAAGCAAACAUCAGAGCCACAUACAACAGAUUAUUUCUGCCAGCCAUGAUGAUGGUCAAUCACAUAGGGAAUCCCAUUUUCAUAAAAAUACUUCUAGUGCAGCACUACAUCAAACACUUUCACUGGAGGAAGCAAUAGAUGUUGCAACAAGCUGGCCACCACAACAAAAAUGGGAGAAACCUGAUCCAUCAGUUUUGGAACGAAGGGUGGAUGCUAUAAUGGAAAAUUUGUGUACCAGAACCAUUUCAGUAAUUGAUCUGAAUGCACCACACAUUUUAUUGUGUAUUCAGGGAAAAUGGCCUAUUAACAUUUUCUAUUUCAUUAGCCGUCUUAGAAUGCCAUAUCUACCGAAUCCACCAGUGGUUAUUUUACAUCCCAAAGAACCAGUCGUUGCUGAAUGGGGAUGCGUUGGAAUGUUUGAAGAUGUCUAUUUUGUAAAAGGGUCACCAUUAUAUGAGCUAGAUCUGGUUCGGGCUGGUGUCAUGCAAGCAGAAAGAGUAAUUAUAUUGGCACAACGCAGCUAUGAGGAAGAAGCUAAAGAUGAAAGUGAUCAGUCCUCUAUUACAGAAGCCUUUUUUGAUAUAAACAACAUUUUAAUAGCUGCAACCAUUGAACGCCUUCUUCGACCAACAAGGGACCGCCUUAUUGUUGAACUACAGAAAGAAGCUGCCAUUCAUUACUUGAGGCCUAAAUUUCAUAUGAAUAACAAAAUGUUUGAGAGUGGAAUUUAUGCUAGGAACAGGGCUUCGGACUACAUGUUUUCACCUCCAUAUAUCGAGGGAAAGGGUUUCAGCCCUGCUGCACUUAAUUUCUUGAUGUAUGCUACGUUCUUUAAUCGUAAUGCAGUUGAUAUAGUCGAGAAGUUCUUAUCAGUUGAAGUAAACAGAGCAGGUAAUCAAGAUUUUGUUGGAAAACUCGAGCAACUUCCAAUUCCAAAAUGCUUUGUAGGGAAAACAUUUAUGGAACUCUUCGUAGAGGUUUUGUAUGAAUAUAUUGUAUUGGGCCUUCACAGGCCAGCAGGGACAUACAACUCAGUCGUUUCAUAUGUCUAUACCAAUCCACAACCUACUGAGAUAUUGGUGGCAGGAGAUCUAAUGUUUGUGAUAAAGCCAUAGAAGUGUAGCAUAUUUCCCUUAUGCCAUAUACAUUAGAAGGCAUACAUAUAUCCUAUUAUUUAGUUAUUCUCAAGCAGGGUGGUGAUCGAGUGCAUGCUAUGGUGUACUGUAUUUUUAUUGAAGUCUUAUCUGUUGCUAGUUGUUUUUAUUAUAAAGAAUUUAUAUAUGAUAGAUGACUUUUUAAAAAUUAGGGCAGUGGAGAAAUUUAGACAACCGAAUUAUAUUGUAUUGUGAA